Messenger RNA from Saitoella complicata NRRL Y-17804, 1575 nucleotides. Its product is annotated as MFS general substrate transporter. Gene Ontology annotation, molecular function: allantoate transmembrane transporter activity; dipeptide transmembrane transporter activity. The transcript has 3 exons. The record is from RefSeq and is a predicted model, not a curated record. NCBI's taxonomy places the organism in Eukaryota, Fungi, Ascomycota, Saitoellomycetes, Saitoellales, Saitoellaceae. Bases 1 to 1575 code for a protein of 524 amino acids. Gene Ontology annotation, biological process: tripeptide transport; allantoate transport; dipeptide transport. Gene Ontology annotation, cellular component: plasma membrane.
AUGACGACGACAACGACGACGGCAGCGGACGAGAAAGCCAUCCACAUCAAAGAAGAACCCGAGCACGGCAUCGGGGAAGUUUACGACCACGACCCCGAAUCCCUCAAAUCCCCCACCUCCGGCGACGCAGACGAAGCCCUAGCGUACAUCCGCAACACCGCCAAAGUCGAAAUUGACGAAGCCACAAACAAACGUCUCCUCAAACUCAUCGACCGCAAUAUCAUGCCAAUCAUGUGUCUCAUCUACUGUCUCCAAUUCCUCGACAAGACCUCGAUUUCGUAUGCCUCUGUUAUGGGCUUGAGGACCGAUACGCAUCUCGUUGGACAGCAGUACUCGUGGUUGGGGAGUGUCUUCUACCUGGGAUAUCUGGCAUGGGAAUACCCCACCAACCGCCUCAUGCAACGCCUCCCCCUCGCCAAAUACACCGGCGUCAACAUCAUUAUCUGGGGUGGAAUCCUCGCCGCCAUGGCCGGUUGCAAAAAUUUCGCGGGCCUCGUCUCUGUACGACUCCUCCUCGGUAUCUUCGAGUCAUCUAUUACUCCCGCGUUCGUGUUAUUUACGAGUAUGUGGUACCGCUCUAGCGAACAAGCCCUUCGUGUCGGAAUCUGGUUCUGCAAUAACGGCACCGCACAAAUCAUCGGUUCGUUCCUCGCGUACGGAAUCUCGAAGGGUGUCGAAAAGCACGGUUCCGCAAUCCCUGGUUGGCAGAUCAUUUUCCUGGUUACCGGAUUCGCUACGAUGGCGGUUGGUGUGGCGUUGUUGUGGUUGAUGCCGGAUACGCCGAUGCAGGCCAGGUUUUUGAGUGAGGAGGAUAGGGUGUUGGUUAUUGAGAGGUUGAGAGUGAAUCAGCAGGGGGUUGGGAAUAAGCAUUUUAAGAUGGAGCAGUUUAAGGAGGCGUUGAGGGAUCCGAGGACUUGGUUGUACUUCUCGUACUCGCUCAUCUCUGAUAUCCCGAAUGGUGGUCUUACCAACUUCCAAUCAAUUGUAAUCCAAUCCCUCGGCUUCACCGCUCAGGAAUCCCUCCUCUACUCAGCCCCCUGCGGCGCCGUCGAAAUCAUCUCCAUCCUCUGGAUCUGCUCCCUCGCGCAACGCACCCACGAACGUUCCUACUCCGCAAUCCUCUCAGUCCUCUUCCCCAUCUUCGGAUUCUUGUUGGUGAUUUGCUUGCCGGAGCAUAUGCCGUGGGGAAAAUUGGCGGGGUAUUGGUUGACGAGUUUUUCGGCUUGUGCGUUUGUGAUUAUUUUGGGGAUGAUUAGUACGAAUGUUGCAGGGUAUACGAAGAAGACGACUGUCAAUGCUAUCAACCUCAUUGGGUAUUGUGUUGGGAAUCUCAUCGGUCCUCAAACGUUCCGGGCGAAGGAUGCGCCGGCUUAUACCCCGGCGAAGGUUACGAUUGUGGUGUGUUGGGGCGUGAGUUGUUUUGUUUUGUAUGCAAUUCGGUGGUUGAAUGCGAGAGAGAAUAAGAGGAGGGAUGAGGAGAGGGAAGCGGCGGGGGAUGCAUAUGUUAGUUUGAAGGAUCAUGAGUUCAUGGAUUUGACGGAUUUCGAGAACAGGGAUUUUAGGUAUGUGCUUUGA